Messenger RNA from Clupea harengus (Atlantic herring), 1512 nucleotides. RefSeq lists its product as uncharacterized. The transcript has 4 exons. The coding region runs from base 349 to 1512 and encodes 387 amino acids. Lineage: Eukaryota; Metazoa; Chordata; Actinopteri; Clupeiformes; Clupeidae. The record is from RefSeq and is a predicted model, not a curated record.
CAAUUCGAUGGUGUCGUUACCUAAGCAACCAAACUCCUCCCCGGGUUGCCUAUCUUAUGUCUUGUCCAGACGUUCAGCGAUGCAGGUUUUCACUUAUUGAUGAGGGUAACAGUAGGGAAAUUGAAGCAUUAAAAUUAGUAGAAUACUAAUGCUCGGGUACUUGGUCAUAGCAUUACAUGAAAUACGUGCAGGGAGCAGAGCUGUCACGGACAUGCUCUGACAAUAAAGGCUAAAAUCUGGAGCUCUAUGGAACUGCUUCAAAACGUGAAUUAACCAGCACCUGAAGAACCACAUCGCAAAGAAGUGUUAGGUUCAGUCACAGCCUCCAGAAGUGCCUCAGGCCAAAGCAUGGAGGGAACACCAGAAGACCUAGAUGACGAGGCAGAGGCUGACGAGGAGAGGCCUUCCUCAGUGUUGUGGACGAAAUGUAUUCAGCAGAGUAUAUUUGUGGACAUAAGCGACGAUGACAGCCUGCAUUUCAGCGACCUGAAGCCAGGCUCUUUUGACAUCUGUCUCAAUCAAGACUCACCAGCGUCGGAGGCAAGCGUUAAAAUCAGAGAAAACACACAGCUGGCCAGUUCAGAUGAGGAGGAAGAGGAAGCUACAGAAGCUGGAGUCACUCCCAGUGGUGGAUCUGUGACUGGCAGCAGUAGCAUUAGAGACAGUGCAACACAUUUGUCCCAAACAUCAGGGCAAACACCUGUAAGCCUCAAGGGAAAGCAGAUGUGGAGGUAUAAUGAAGAUCCUGUGAACACCAGCGACGAAGACCAAGAGGAUCUUCCGUAUGAUGAUGACCUGGCCAAUCAGGGUGUUCUCAAUUAUGCUUGGAGAAAAACUUCAGAGAAAGAGGAGAGAAUAAUGGGCAACUCUAAAAAUACAGAUAAAAAAACAGCGACAGGUUUAAACUUGCGACAGACUGCCAUGGUGGUCAGUCAGUUGCCUAAUUCUGGGGUUGAUGCUGCUCUUGUAAAUGAUGGUGGUAAAGAACAGUCUACUGAUCAAAGACAGCCAGAAGAGGCGGUUCCCACAUCAAACCAACCUCAACAUGUAGGAAGCACUAUGAUCUCAGACCUCCUACUGCGCCACUUCACACGAGAGGAUUUGCUGAACGCCACUGAGCUCAUUGAGGCAGAGACUCUUCCUGAGGUGUCCUUGAUGGAGAGCUUGGACACUACUGUGGUGAGCAUGGUCUCUCAGCACAUCGCAUACCAUGGACCAUCUUUCUUUAGUCACAGGAAUGGAGGGAGAGACAGUAGCCAACGUGAAUCGGAAGUAAAGAGUGGAGGUGCCAGCCCAGUGGUGUCAAAGCGAGAGGAUGAGAAGUCACAUAGCAGCCAACUUGCCCUUGGGUCAGCGAGAGACUCUGAGUCAGAGGGCGAGCACUCCCCAGAGGUGAGCCAUAGAUCCAGCAGUGCCCAGCCAGCUAACGCAGAGGACUCCAUCCAGAGAUGCUCUUUAGUCAGGACGAGGUCCUUCAGUGAACUAAAGUACGGACAGGGACAGGCAUCCUGA